Molecule: messenger RNA, 219 nt
Organism: Fusarium mangiferae
Lineage: Eukaryota; Fungi; Ascomycota; Sordariomycetes; Hypocreales; Nectriaceae
Exons: 3
Coding region: 1-219 (72 amino acids)
Source: RefSeq, a predicted model, not a curated record
AUGCCUUCUACUACUUCUUCGGCCAUGCAGAUGCCCCGUGAACCGGCCCCCGCAGCGUUCCCUGCCGAGCGAACCAGCACCGAGCAGCCGCGCCCAGUUCAGCCCAUGACAAUGGAACAGCCUGAAAUGAGCAUGCGAGGAGGCAAAGACGGUGGUGCUAUUUGCUGUGGUAUCUGCGCUGGUCUUUGCUGUUUCGAAUGCCUAGACUGCUGCUGUUAA